GUUAACCAUUGUCAAACUCCGCCUUCUUUCUUCGGUUGAGAGAAUGCACAACAGGUGCUCCGACGGGCAGCUUCUUUCAAUACAAACACGCGCAUUGGCACCUUUCUCCCUUCUUUUGGAGCCGACUCAAAUUUGCUCAAUUUACCACGAAAAGUUUUCAUUGUUGUCGAGAAAUCAAAAGAAACGAAACAUUUUCACUUUCACAUGUCGACAUGAGACUUCACAAUUAUUUCGUUUCCAUAUUUCUGUUUUCCUGUAUUGUAUGGACAGUUUUCUCAAGCUGCUUGAAACCUCGUCCAACUCGUUCCUAUAUUCAUAGUUUAUUUGAAAAUUCUGAUGUUAUUAUUGCUGGUGUUAUAACUGGAAUUUCAUACAGAGUUGAUUCAUUGUAUAUUGAGAACAUUACAGUAAUCCCCCGAAGAAUCUACAAAGGUAGAGAAUAUGUGGAAGAGAAUAAGAACAUUGUUAUAGGGAACAUUCUAGAAACAGAGCCAUGUGCUCAUCGUCUUCUAGCUUCGGACGUAAGGAUCUUCUCGCUCACAAAUCAACAGGGAGUAUUUCUUCUAGAUGCUCCGAUGAUAAGGGUCAGCUUACCGAUUUUCGAUGCUUUAUUCACAAUUUCAAAUAAGCAAGCUCACCGGAAACGAAGAAGAACGAAACAAGCAAUUUGUGAGCAAUCUCUGUGCCCCUUUGGUUCAAAAUGUGGACUGAAAACCGGAGUAUGCGAAUGUAAAGCAAGAUGUCGAGUUGUAACUGAUGUUGUAUGUGGAUCUGAUCAUGUUUCAUACUCUUCAUUCUGUCAUUUAUCUGUUCGAAGUUGUGUUCUUGCUAAGAACGGAGUUCGCCUUCGUGUUGCUACAAAAGGACCUUGUAAAAAACGAAAUCCAUGUGAAGAUCUGAGAUGUGGUCCAGGAGAAGAUUGUGUUGUGAAUCAAAUCAAUGGAAUUCUUCUUGCCAAAUGCGUCUGUCCCACUCAAUGUCCCAAUUAUGGUGACUCAGUUGAAUCGUCACCUGUAUGCUCAUCUCAUGGUGUCGAUUACCAGUCUUCGUGUCAUUUGAGACAUCAUGCUUGUGAAUCAAAGACAAACAUCACAGUCAAGUUUUUUGGUAGAUGUGAUCCAUGUCAUGGCCACAAAUGUCCAAAUGGUCAAACUUGCCAAUUAGGAGUUGAUAGAAGACCAGAGUGUAAAUGUAGUGAACAAUGUACAAUGAAUAGUGCUCAUGUCUGUGGAACAGAUGGAAAAACAUAUCUUAAUGAAUGCUUCUUAAAAUUAGCUGCCUGCAAGGAACAAAAGGAUAUACUCGUCUGGAAAAGAGGAAACUGUGAUGAAGCUGGAAGUCCCUGUGAGAAAAUGGAAUGUGGAUUCUGGGGAAGUUGUGUUGUAAAGCCGGAUAGAACUGCCGAAUGCGAAUGCCCUAAUAGAUGUGAAGACGUGAUGAGACCUGUUUGUGCAACGAACGGAGAGACUUUUGAUAAUGAAUGUGAAAUGAAAAAGAAAAGCUGCGAAACAAAAUCAAUGAUCAAAGUGAAACAUCAAGGAACUUGUGGAAUUGGAGUUUGUGCAACAUUUGAUUCUUGUAAGAAACCCCAAGUUUGUGUUGUGGUCGACGGAAAACCCAAAUGUGUAUGCCCAUCAUGUACUGAUGAAUUUAAGGAAGUUUGUGGAAGUGAUGGUAAAACAUACUCAAAUGAAUGUAGACUACAAAAUGCUGCCUGUAUGGCACAGAAAAAUAUAUUCGUGAAAUACAAUUCCGCAUGUGAAGCAUGCAAACUCAAAAAAGAAAAAUGCGAUUUUUAUUCGGCUUGCGUAGUUGGAGAAAAUGAAAAAGCAGAAUGCAAAUGCCCAGAUGAUUGUCCAUCAUAUGAAAUGGAAGAAGGAAAAGAAGUUUGUGGAACUGAUGGAGUUACUUACUCAUCUGAAUGUCAUAUGAAGAAAUCUGCUUGCCAUCAGAGCAAGUUUGUCAUGACUGCGUUUGAAGGAAAAUGUGACGAAUGCCUGCAUGUACAAUGUCGAUAUGGAGAAGAGUGUCGAAGUGGUGUAUGUGUAUGUUCGUACAAUUGUCCAGCAAAUCCACCAUUAUCUGCUAGAAUCUGUGGAGAGAAUGGGGUACUUUAUCCAUCACUCUGUCAUCUUCAAUUGGCAUCUUGCCAGAAAGGUGCUCCAAUAUCUGAAAUGCCUCCAUCUCAUUGUCAUUCAUCGAAAACAUCAUUCCCAGAUUCUUGUCAAUGCAACCGUGUCGGGUCGUUUGGCCAUACUUGUGAUGAAACUGGACAAUGUAAGUGUCGACCAGGAGUUGCUGGAAUCAAAUGUGAUCACUGCUUACCAUCUUUCUGGGGAAUUCAUCUUAUUGCUCAGGGAGCAUUAUCAUGCAGACCUUGCGGAUGUAGUGCGUUUGGAUCAUCCCGUUCAGAUUGUGAGCAGACAACUGGGAAAUGUGAAUGUAAAAAUGGUGCGCUAGGGGAUAAAUGUGAUCUUUGCCCCAAUGGAUCAAUGAUGACUGCGGGAGGUUGCGUGUCGCCAGCUGUUUAUAAAACACCAAGAGAUUGCCACUCUCUUCGCUGCUUCCAUGGUGCAAAAUGUGUUCCUUCUCCAUCAAGUUUCCCUGAUUGUAUCUGUCCACAGUCAUGUAAUAUGAAUCAUCUUGGAAUUGUUGCUAAUAUGACAGUUUGUGGAUCCGAUGGAACAACGUACUCGAAUCUUUGCGAACUUAAAAUGUUUGCAUGCAAACAUCAAAUUGACGUUGUUCCAGUUUCAAUGGGAAUUUGUGAUGAUGAAAACUUCGAAGUACUCGAUCGUCUCCAGAGAGAGAAAAAUUCCAACGAAAAACGACUAGGAUCUCCAUGUACACGUCACGAGGAAUGUGAAAAGCUUUCUGCGCAAUGUAUAACUCGACCGGGGAGAAAAUCAGUAUGUGAUUGUGAUGAUGGCUGGAAAAGUCAUCUGGGAAUUUGUAUAGAAAUUUCAAAGAAAAGAAAAUCCGAUCAACUCGAAUUAACAACUGAUAUCAACUCUGAUUGGUAUUUUUCAAGGAAAGAUAUUAAUCGCUUUUCGAAACUUUCGAUGCAUAUUCAUCUUAAAGAAAAACGGGAAGGAAUCUUGAUCCGAAUGGUAACUGAAGACAAAAAAGAUCUACAAAUCAGUCAUGAAAACCGGCGGAUAGUGAUAAAAGUUGGCAAAGCACGAGUUGACUCCCUGCAAACAAUUGCAUACAACGUUAGCUUAGAGUUAAAAUGGAAGCGAAACGAAGUCCAUUUCAAAUUGAAUGGAGAAGUUCAAAAGUAUACAUUUGAAGACGUCCUUGAUUCCUCUGUGAAGCGAAUUUAUGUUGGAACGGACGGAAAAUGGCCAAGAAAUCGACUGAAUUCAAUAGUUGGUUAUUUGGAAAUUGAUGAUGAACCUGUUAGAAUAGAUGAAAUAAAACCAUUUUAUAUGGCGCCUGAAAUUUCAAGAACAUUGAAGUUUAAAGAAAACGGAUUUGUACAAUUCGAAAAUUUACAAAUAGAUGUUCGAGAGAGGACCCGCGUUGAAAUUGUCUUCAAACCAUACAGAACAAAUGGUAUUCUAUUCUAUUGGUCUGUUCCUUCUGAUCCACACACUGAUUUUAUUGCAUUUGCAAUGAUUGACGCGAAACCUCAUUUCGUUUAUGAGCUUGGAUCCGGCUUAUCCUACAUUCGAGGAGAACCAAUCCCGUUGAACUCUUGGCAUACUGUGAGAAUCGAGAGAUUGGCAAAAGAUGUGUCAAUGUUUGUGAAUGAAACACUUGUGAAGAAGCACACAUCUCAAAGCAAAAAUGCUCAUUUGGAUAUUUCAAAGAAAGAUGCUCUUUAUGUUGGAUUUGUUCCGGAAGGAAUUAUAUCACAUAAAGUCCGGAAAUUAAAUGUUCCAUUUGAAGGAGAGUUGCAAGAACUGAGAAUUAAUGAACUUCCAAUCAAUUUGAUAUCUGGUGUCUCGAAGGAAGUGAUGGAUAAGGUUGACGUCAUGGAAAUCAACGAGAAGGAAAUAUCAAAAUGUGAUGGUGCCAGUUUUGACAGAAAAGGAUCGGUUGUUUGUAGACAACAUGAGAAUGAUGCUCGAGGAAUUCACAUCAACGAGCAAGAUGCUCUCGUUUUUCCAAACAAUGUCACUUUCUCUGUUGGUUCGUCCAAGAGUUCAAAUUUUUCAUUCGACUUCCGCACCUUAAAACAAUUUGGCGUUAUAUGGCAAGAAGGAGCAUGGAGUCAGGCUGAUGAAGGGGGAGAUUUUCUAUUAGUGUUCAUUGAAGAAGGAAAGUUGUAUGUUGGAGUGAAUCUUGGAGCUGAUGUUCAUUUGAAACCAAUAUCAACAAAUGUCACUGUUGCUGAUAAUCAUUGGCAUUCUGUUUCGUUUAGAAGAAAAGAACGAAAAUGUGAGCUGUGGGUGGAUUCGAAGAAGAUCCUUCACGUCGUCGCUUCACCAGGAGACGUGAAUCUCGAUUCUAAUGGACUUGUAUAUCUUGGAGGAGCCAAUCCGAAGAAACAUAAACUUCUGAAAUCUUUGAAUCUUUCUAACAAGUUUGUGGGAUGUGUCAAGAAUCUGAAAAUAUUCGGAGCAGAAGUCAAUUUGCUCGUCGAUUCUUUGAAAUCAAUAGAGACACCCAAGUACUGCUAUAACUAAUUUGUUUUUCCUUGUUCAGCUGUGGUUGUAACUCAAUUAUGUUUUUUUCUAUCUCAUGUUCAGAUUGUUCUCGUGAAACUACAGGUGGUAUUUGAUUUAUGAUAGCCGAAUUAAAUUGUUUUUAUCAAUAUGAAUGUUCAAUAAAUCUGAAUAGAAAUGAAUAUAAAAUA
Molecule: messenger RNA, 4804 nt
Organism: Caenorhabditis elegans
Lineage: Eukaryota; Metazoa; Nematoda; Chromadorea; Rhabditida; Rhabditidae
Gene: agr-1
Product: Agrin
Exons: 29
Coding region: 213-4634 (1473 amino acids)
Biological process (GO): receptor clustering
Cellular component (GO): plasma membrane
Molecular function (GO): serine-type endopeptidase inhibitor activity; laminin binding
Source: RefSeq, marked reviewed